UCAGCGGGGGAUCGCGACAUGGACACCCGAGAUGAUGAGUAUGACUAUUUAUUCAAAGUGGUGCUGAUUGGAGACUCAGGUGUGGGCAAGAGUAAUCUGCUGUCUCGCUUCACUCGCAAUGAGUUCAACCUGGAGAGUAAAAGCACCAUUGGGGUGGAAUUUGCUACUCGGAGCAUCCAAGUAGACGGCAAAACUAUAAAGGCCCAGAUCUGGGACACGGCUGGCCAGGAGAGAUACAGAGCCAUCACUUCUGCUUAUUACAGGGGUGCAGUAGGGGCCCUUCUGGUUUACGAUAUCGCCAAACAUCUGACAUAUGAAAAUGUAGAGCGCUGGCUAAAGGAGUUGAGGGAUCAUGCGGACAAUAACAUCGUCAUAAUGCUGGUUGGGAACAAGAGUGAUUUACGCCACCUCCGAGCUGUGCCAACAGAUGAGGCCCGGGCUUUCUCAGAAAAAAACAACUUGUCAUUUAUAGAAACAUCUGCUUUGGACUCUACUAAUGUAGAAGAAUCAUUUAAGAACAUCUUGACAGAAAUCUAUCACAUAGUAUCACAGAAGCAGAUUGCGGACAGGUUGGCUAAUGAGGAGUCACCCAGGAACAAUGUUGUGGAUAUCAGUGUCCCUCUCACUACAGAUGGACUGAGACCAAGCAAAGUGCAAUGUUGCCAGAACCUCUAACUGUCUAAUAUAUGGUUCUCGUUGGGGGAGUUAUAAACUUGGAUAUUGGUGCUACAUUCAUUCGUUGACUGCACAAAGAAACAGACUUUUCCUGUAAGAUGGAAGCAGACCAGUAGUAGUUCUUUUUAAAACUUAUUAUUAGUUUUAUGGAGUUUUAUCCUUCAGGGGUUGAAACCACAUAAUAAAUAACAUAAACAAAAUUAAUUAAAACUUAGAUGACUUUUUGCAGUUUUGUAAAGAAAAUGGCAACAUUUUGGAUUUUGGAUGUUGUUUCUGCCAUCCCUACAGUGGACUCCCACCUCAAGAACACCCUACCUUAACUUAAAUGAUUCCUUAACUAUAUUCCCCCUCCCAUGGACCCUCUGCUUAGUGCUUACCCCUAUAUGUAUAUAAAAAAAACUCUACAAUAUACUUUCAUUAUAUAUUUUGUCCCCUUUACCUGUAAUUCCAUUCUGAAAUUGUAAACAUUUCAGUUCCUGUUAGAAAGUGCAGAACACUGUUAUAUUCCACACAGCCAUUGGCUGCACAGUCUACUGACCUAUUUAUAACUGUCCCUAAUUGGCCACAAAAGAGAAGGUAACCUAAGUUACAACAUGGCAGCUCCAAUUGUUUUAUAGACACUAAAACGUUUCACUUAUUUUGUCAACAUUUAAGCAGCUAAUGAAACUUUAAAAAAGUACAUCUACAUGUUAUUCUCAUACUAAUCUUUUCUUGGAAUGCAUCAUUCUAUUUAGCAUUUAUUUGGUGUUUAAUGUCCGUUUAACUAAUAAAAAAUUAUAAUAUUGAGGUAA
Messenger RNA from Bombina bombina (fire-bellied toad), 1466 nucleotides. Its product is annotated as ras-related protein Rab-11B-like. Gene Ontology annotation, molecular function: GTP binding; GTPase activity. The record is from RefSeq and is a predicted model, not a curated record. Gene Ontology annotation, cellular component: recycling endosome. Lineage: Eukaryota; Metazoa; Chordata; Amphibia; Anura; Bombinatoridae. Gene Ontology annotation, biological process: constitutive secretory pathway; regulated exocytosis. The transcript has 5 exons. Bases 19 to 675 code for a protein of 218 amino acids.